Megalops cyprinoides (Indo-Pacific tarpon) is the source of this 4036-nucleotide messenger RNA. It is a transcript of the gene usp43a, whose product is annotated as ubiquitin specific peptidase 43a. Gene Ontology annotation, molecular function: cysteine-type deubiquitinase activity. The transcript has 15 exons. NCBI's taxonomy places the organism in Eukaryota, Metazoa, Chordata, Actinopteri, Elopiformes, Megalopidae. Gene Ontology annotation, biological process: protein deubiquitination. Bases 346 to 3942 code for a protein of 1198 amino acids. The record is from RefSeq and is a predicted model, not a curated record.
CGAGCGCGAACGUACGCAUGAGCCGCGCUGGAAAGAGGAGGAAGUGUACGGCGCACUGUGUCACAAAAAAACAUGGAGUUGGAGUUAACUCACCUUUCCAGUAAUUACAGGUAUCCGAGAGUGUCAUAGGCGAGAAACGCUGAGGAGUGCGCGCGAGCUUGAAGGAAUUAUCGGAAUGUCUGGGGGACAUUAGUCAUGUGCCUUGGCACCGAGACGGUGCCACUUCAGUGUACGUUUCUGUUGUGUCGCUUCGUGAGGAGGAACUUCAGGCAGGUGGGAGUACUGCUUUUCAGCUGUUACAUUUGUUUCGUUUUCAGUAUCUCCCCAGUUAAAUAAUCGACAACCAUGGAUCAUCGGAAGGAGGAUAAGGUGAAGAAACAAGCGAUCAAAGCCACAAAGCGUAAAGAAAAGAAACACAAAUCCGGGAAGCUUUUUAGGAGGAAAUCGCUGAAGUCGGUGGGGAAUUUUAUGAACAGGAUUUUGAAAACUUUAGGCACUUUGGCUCACUUCGGUGACAUCGACCCAACAGAUGCGGAGGACGAUGAUGGCGGGUUCCGAGACAGUACACCUUGCACGUUAAGUGCCCACUCAGGAAAUCUCAAAGAGGAAAUCCAGGUUGCUGGUGAGAACACAGUCAAAAAGAGUUUGACACUGUCUUCUCAUGGAUCUAUAAAAGAAAGACUGUCUUGGUGCUAUGGGGACAAAACGCCGGGGGUUCAGGGUUUGAAAAAUCAUGGCAACACCUGUUUUAUGAAUGCCGUGGUUCAGUGCCUGAGCAAUACCGACCUUCUCGCCGAGUAUCUCGGUUUGGAACAGUACAAAUCGGAUUUCAACCAGAGGAGAGUUAAUGGGAUUGUAAAAAGUGAGGAUCUGCCAGCCAGGGGUGAAGUUACAGAACAGUUGGCAUCAUUGGUGAGGGCGCUGUGGACUCUCGAGUACACGCCCCAACUCUCAGUGGAAUUCAAGAGUAUUGUUUCCAAGUAUGGCUCCCAGUUCCGAGGGAAUUCGCAGCACGACGCCCUGGAGUUCCUGCUUUGGCUUCUGGACCGAGUGCACGAGGACGUCAACUCCGCCCCCAGCAACAACCAUAGCAAGACCAAAGCUGCCGGAAAGGGUCCUGCUGGAGAAGAGGAGACCCCCGUCGUUGGCCCAGCCAAUCCGCAGCAGCCCGGGGGACGCCACAGCUUUGUCCAGGAGCACUUCCAGGCACAGUACAGGUCCUCCUUGACCUGCCCUCAUUGCCUUAAACAAAGCAACACCUUUGAUCCUUUCCUGUGCAUCUCCCUACCCAUCCCUCUGCGUCAGACAAGGCCUCUGUAUGUCACUCUGGUCUUCAGCACCAAGGGCCAGCGGUACCUGCGGAUUGGGCUGGCCGUACCCCUUUUUGGGUCCGUGGCAUGCCUACGGGGAAUGGUGGCAGACGAGGGGAAGAUCUCUCCAGACCAAGUGAUCCUGACAGAGAUCUACGGCACAGGGUUCCAGCGCUCCUUCUCUGACGAGGAGGACCUGACCAGCAUAGCAGAGAGCGAUGUCAUCUACGCCUUCCAGGCCCCUCCCCUCUAUGGGAGGGGAGGCUCUACGCGAAUCUCAGGGUACCAUCACAGCCUCCCAUCCUCCCCCUACUCCUCGGGACCUGAGGGGCAGAGGUUACCUCCCUCAGGCACCCUGUCCUCCGAGUUCCUCAAUCACGGCAGCUCAACAAAGAUCCUCCUCCUCAUCUGUAACACCGCCGGGGCGGGGCAGCAGGCUGUCAGGUUCGGACCCCCUUUCCUUAUGCGUGAGGACAGGACCCUCUCCUGGGAGCAGCUCCAGCAGAGCAUCCUCAGCAAACUCUACUACCUGAUGAUCAGUGGAGCGCAGACACAGCAGAACGUGGGCGUGCUGUUCAAGAUCCGUGUGGUGGGAGGGUCUGCAUCCUACAGCUACCUGUCUCCUCAGGACGGACGGCCGCUCUACCACCCAGCAGUAGACAGAGCUCUGAAGUUCUGUGGCCCCGGGGGACCGCCUCAUGUGAAGCUCAUCAUCGAAUGGGAGCAUAAAAUCAAAGAAUGCUUGUUUGGCAACAUCCAGGAGGAGGUGGUGAAGGAUGCUGAGAGUGUGAGAGCACAGCAGCAGCAGCAUCUGCAACAGCACAGCUGCACCCUGGAUGAGUGCUUCCAGCUCUACACCAAAGAGGAGCAGCUGGCCCCAGACGACGCCUGGAAGUGCCCCCACUGUAAGCAGCUGCAGCAGGGCAUGGUGAAGAUGAGCCUGUGGACUCUGCCCGACAUCCUCAUCCUGCACCUGAAGCGCUUCCGCCAGGUGGGCGAGCGCCGCAACAAGCUGUCCACGCUGGUCCGCUUCCCGCUGGCCGGCCUGGACAUGGCGCCCCACAUGGUCAAGAGGAGCCAGAGCGUCCGCAACCUCAGCCCGUGGCCGCCGUCCUGGAAGCACGCCCACCCCCCAGACUCUGGCCCGCCGUUAGAAUUCCUCUAUGACCUCUACGCGGUCUGCAACCACCAUGGGGGCAUGCACGGGGGCCACUACACGGCGUACUGCAGGAACUCUGUGGACGGGCAGUGGUACGGGUACGAUGACAGCAGCGUGGACCUGGUGCCAGAGGAGGAGAUCUGCACCCGGGGCGCCUACAUCCUCUUCUACCAGAGACGCAACACGAUCCCUCCCUGGUCGGCCAGCAGCUCCGUCAGGGGCUCCACCAGCUCCUCCAUGUCAGACCACUGGCUGAUCCGCCUAACUGGGGAUAGCAAGAGGGGCAGCCUGGUGUCCAGGGCGUCCACCACCUGUCCCUCCUCCGUGCCUGACUCCCCCGAGUCUCCCGUCUUCCAGGACGAGCCCCCCAAGGAGGAGAAAGGAGGCUUUGAGACCAGGCCGUUUGUGAGGGGGAUUCAGGGUCGCAGUGUCAGCAUGAGGACCCCCACCAAGACCAAGGAGGCCCUGAGCAAAGUGCUGCCGCUGCGCUGGUCCUUUGGCUCCAAGGACCGGCACAAGCAUGCUCCCGUGCCCAACCCCGGGGAGCUGGUGGAGUACCUGGAGUCAGGGCGCCGGCCACGGUGCACCAAGGACUCCAUCGUCACCCUGAUGACCGGCCCGACGGAGAAGGACGGCGCGGAUGGGCGUCAGCAGGCGGCCGUGAGCUCCCCGAGCAGCAGCAGCCUCAGCUGCGUCGGCAGGUCGGACACGGACCGCCCCACCUCCGGCAAGGUGCCUGAGGGCCAGUCCAGGCAGCCCGCGGAGAAGAGCAGCAGUUUGAGACGCGGCAGCAAGCAGAGAGAGGACAGCACCCUGACUAGGAGGACCUCCAAGAAGACCAAGCAGGACCAGGGCAAGCAGGACUCCCAGUCACGCAGGAGCUCCAGUGCAGGGGUCCAGCCCAGCUCCACCGCUGCUCCCAACUGGGACUCAACGCUGAAGCGGGGCAAGAGUCACUCAGGGGCUGGAGCGGCGGGCCAGGGGGACCAGCCAUCCUUGCCCGAGGAGGGUAAGGGAAAGAAAGGAGAGGACUCGAAGAGUCACGACAGCCUUCUGUCAUUCCUGAAGCCCAACUUCCUGAAGAAAGACUCCCAGAAGAAGUCUCGGGAGGGUGAUGAGCUGAGUAAAAGGAGCUCGUCCAGACUGUCCCUCUCAAACGGGGCGCUGAACGGGGCGGUGGAGGGGAAGGCGAACGGCGCCCCCAGGGGCAGCAGCAGGUGCAGCGAGGAGCUGGCCAACGGCAGAGUGACCCGCGGGGCGGCGGACAUCAAGCGCUCCCAGAGCUCCUCCAACAUCCCGAGCAAGCCGGACCUGACGCUGCGCAGGACCGCCUCCCUGCACAAGAACGGCCUGGCGGCUGCGCCGCCCCGCAGCCUCACCGCAGACAAGCCCUCCUUUGCCACCCUGCAGAGGACACGUUACAGCACCACCUCCCUGGGCAGGAAGAGGACAGUGCCUGAGUCCAGCUUCUGAGUCCACACAAAGCUGCGCCUAAUCAAAGCAAUAGCCCCCGGGGAAAGGCAAAUGUGUCUGGCUCUACAGACAAGUCGCACAGCUGGUGAGGGAA